Messenger RNA from Selaginella moellendorffii, 992 nucleotides. Its product is annotated as 2-hydroxy-6-oxononadienedioate/2-hydroxy-6-oxononatrienedioate hydrolase. The coding region runs from base 42 to 956 and encodes 304 amino acids. The transcript is spliced from 4 exons. NCBI's taxonomy places the organism in Eukaryota, Viridiplantae, Streptophyta, Lycopodiopsida, Selaginellales, Selaginellaceae. The record is from RefSeq and is a predicted model, not a curated record.
UAUAUUUGAGAUUUGGGACUGUUCGAAGACUCGAGCAAGAGAUGGGUUGUUUGGGAAUCAAUCUCAUCAAAUUCAGGCUCCAGCAGGGAAGAAAACUCAUGAGGAGGUGUGGGCUGCAGCAAAAGCAAGUGAAGAUAGAAGCUGGCAACACUACCUUGGAUUGCUGGGUUCCUUCAGCAGCAAAAGAGGGGAGGCCUGCACUACUCUUGCUCCAUGGCUUUGUUUUCAACGCACUCCUCGAGUGGGAAAACCAGCUGCUGGCUUUCACGGAGAAGUUCAACGUCUACGUCCCGAACUUACUCUUCUUUGGGGAAUCUACGACCGAGUCGGGCGAAAGAAGCGAGAUUUUCCAAGCCCAGUGUAUGAAGCUGAUGCUGGACGAGCUCCAAGUUCUGGACAGGGUUCACGCUCUCGGGACGAGCUACGGAGGAAUGGUGGCGUUCUGGAUGGCGCAUCUGUACCCAGAGAGGAUCGCUAGAGUGGUGCUGGCGAGCUCCGGGGUUGCGAUGGAUCACGGUGACUCGCAGCGAAUGUUGGAGAGAUUUGGAGGUGGCGUCGCUCAUCCGGCCGAUGUCUUGAUGCCGAGAAGCGUUCAAGUUGCUCGCAAGACUAUGGAGUUUGCAACUCAGAAGAAGCUGGCUCUUGUUCCAGACUGCCUGGUGGAAGAUAUCAUAGAAGAGGUUCUCUGCUACAAUCGGGAGCACCGGCUUGAGCUGCUGGAUGGCAUGGCGAUUGGAUCGGUCGAAAACCCACCAGUGGUUCCUCAACUCGUUCAGGACGUGCUCAUUCUGUGGGGGGAGAAUGAUCAAAUCUUUACUGUGGACCUUGCUCACCGUUUGCAGAGGCAUCUGAGUGAUUCCAAACUGGAGAUCAUCCCUGGAGCAGCGCACGCUCCUCAAGUUGACAAUCCUAAAGCUUUCAAUGGUAUAGUUGUUAAAUUCUUGUACGAGAAUUGAAGGAGAAAAUUUUAUAAAUCAAAACGACCUGACAAA